CGGUGGGGACGGAAGCAAAUGUCAACGGCACCGACGGCGUCGCAGCAACGCGACGACGCGGCGGAGAUUGCGUUCGCUCUUAGCUUGAUCCAGGCAGACCUUAUUUCGGCGAGCGAGACUGUCAGUCGGUCGUCUCUGGAAGAGUGGUGGGGCCGAAGAGCUCCGCUGCCAUCCGCCGCGACGACCGGGCCACGUGCCACAUCGAUCGUCGACACCUGGGUGGCAAAUGGAUGGAUCGAAGAGAUCAAACCUGUGUCUUUGUCUACGUCGACACCACCAACGUACUCCCUCCGCCUCUCGGCCCACGCGCUUGGACCGUUGGCAGCACGACCUCCUCGCAGAGCGGGAGACAACUCCGGCAUGUCUUUGCCCGACGACAGCACCUCCAUGCAUGCCAAAGCACGUAUGGGGGCGCUCUUCGACGCAACGUUCCCAUCCCUCGGCCCAGCCUCCAAGAAAUCCUUCACCAAACUACAUGACCCGACCGUGAUAUUGUACGCCACAAUGGGCCUUCAGUUGGUCGUGUCCGGGGCGGCGACAGUCGCGACGUUUUCUCGGGACAUGAAAUCAAUGGGCGUAGACAGUCAAACCCGAACGAUCGUGACGAAUUACUUAGCCAAGUCCAUCCCCACCACCAACUUGAUUCACCAGCCACUGCCCCACCACUCUCUCCGGCCCCUCGCUUGAUGGACCGACCCCCGGCUGGUACCUUUCCCCAUGUUUAUUUGGCUUGUUAGUCGUGCUCCGCGACGGUCUCAGUUGGAUGAACCAGUCGGGCAAGCUCCAGCGAGCUGACAAGGCCAAUAUCUUGGUGGAACGACAGCUUGAUGAAAGUCGCCAACGGUGGCGUCGACACGUAGCCAUUCAAGUAGGUGGCAAACUACAUCCAACCAUCAGAAUCAAACUUGUUGGAAUGAUCCGCAACUUGCUUGUGCCUCCC
Molecule: messenger RNA, 940 nt
Organism: Aphanomyces invadans
Lineage: Eukaryota; Oomycota; Saprolegniomycetes; Saprolegniales; Verrucalvaceae
Exons: 2
Coding region: 19-687 (222 amino acids)
Source: RefSeq, a predicted model, not a curated record